Molecule: messenger RNA, 2398 nt
Organism: Athene cunicularia (burrowing owl)
Lineage: Eukaryota; Metazoa; Chordata; Aves; Strigiformes; Strigidae
Gene: TPST1
Product: tyrosylprotein sulfotransferase 1
Exons: 10
Coding region: 649-1788 (379 amino acids)
Biological process (GO): peptidyl-tyrosine sulfation
Cellular component (GO): Golgi apparatus
Molecular function (GO): protein-tyrosine sulfotransferase activity
Source: RefSeq, a predicted model, not a curated record
GAGGCUGGCGGGGGCUGCGCCGCCGCGGGGGAGGCACCCGGGGACGGAUUCACCGCGCUGCGUUCACAGCUGCAAACACGACGGGUUUGGUACGAGGUGUAAGCGUUCCGGCAGUAGUUCUUCUGUAGCAGUAGACUUGACCCGGCUCGUCGCUGGAAGGAGUUUUGCUGGUGGUAUUACUGGAAGAAGGCAUUCGCAUAUGUUAUGGUGAACGUGUUGUGCACAUUUUGGUCGCUGAAACUGCGCUGGGAGUGAGUCGUCAUUCUGCUUUACCCAACCUGUGAAUUGAGGAUUUCAGCCUUCAGUCAACGGGCUUUCCUCCAAUACUGCUGCACUGUUCAGAUGACCUCCACUUAAAUUUCUGGGACUUUGUUUCUUUUAAUGGCCAGUUAUUAAAGUGCAGUUAAAGCCAGCGCUUCAGCAAAGAGGGAUAUGGAGAAGACUCUUGCUGUCUUACAAGCACAAAUGGUUAUCUAGAUGAAGUAGAAGAGACUAUAAGAAAGAGCAAGCUUGCUAGCACUACUUAAAAGGAAUCCAAACCUUAUUUGAAGACCUUAAUUUAUUUUGGAUUAGGCUUCCCAUGGCAUGUGAACUAGAAGAUAAUUUGAAAUAGAAGACCUUUAUUUUGAAGUGACAGUCUUUAUCAAAAUGGUUGGAAAACUCAAACAGAACUUGCUAUUAGCAUGUCUGGUGAUCAGUUCAGUGACAGUGUUUUAUUUGGGCCAACACGCUAUGGAGUGUCACCAUCGAAUAGAAGAACGCAGUCAGCCUGUGAGGAUGGAAAGUGUGAGAAGCACAGUAAGAACUGCUUCCAAUGUAAAUGCAAGCAAAACCUUUGCUUACAACAAAGACAUGCCUUUAAUAUUUAUUGGAGGAGUUCCUCGAAGUGGCACUACCUUAAUGCGUGCCAUGCUUGAUGCCCAUCCGGAUAUUCGAUGUGGAGAAGAGACAAGGGUAAUCCCACGAAUUCUGGCAGUUAAGCAGAUGUGGGCUAGAUCAAGCAAAGAGAAGAUCCGACUGGAUGAAGCUGGAGUCACAGAUGAGGUUCUGGACUCAGCCAUGCAAGCAUUUUUAUUGGAAAUCAUUGUCAAACAUGGGGAGCCUGCUCCAUAUUUGUGUAACAAAGAUCCUUUUGCUUUAAAAUCCUUAACUUAUCUUGCUAGAAUUUUCCCCAAUGCCAGAUUUCUUCUAAUGGUACGGGAUGGUCGUGCAUCAGUGCAUUCCAUGAUAUCUAGAAAAGUGACAAUAGCUGGAUUUGACCUGAACAGCUACAGGGACUGCUUGACCAAGUGGAAUCGUGCUAUAGAAACUAUGUAUAACCAAUGUAUGGAGGUUGGUUUUGAAAGGUGUAUGCUGGUACAUUACGAACAACUUGUAUUGCAUCCUGAAAGAUGGAUGAGAACUCUCUUAAAGUUUCUUCGCAUCCCGUGGAACCAGGCAGUGCUGCACCAUGAAGAAAUGAUUGGAAAAGCAGGGGGUGUUUCUCUUUCAAAGGUUGAAAGAUCUACUGACCAAGUAAUCAAGCCAGUCAAUGUGGAAGCACUGUCAAAGUGGGUUGGGAAGAUACCUGCUGAUGUUCUGCAGGAUAUGCCUGUGAUUGCACCCAUGCUAGCAAAACUGGGCUAUGAUCCAUAUGCCAAUCCACCAAAUUAUGGAAAGCCAGAUCAAAAAGUUGUGGAAAACACGAGGAGGGUCUAUAAAGGUGAAUUUCAGCUUCCUGACUUUCUUAAAGAAGUGCCACAGCCAAAGAAGACAGUAGAAAGGAAGUCUCGUGUCAAGAUAAAAUGAACAUGGAUCAGUAAAGUCGAAUAGCUGUAGUACUGAACCUAUGGAAUAGAAGAUACAACGGAUAUUUCUUGCACAGAAGAAAAAAAAGACUGCUGCCUUUUCAGUGGAAACGAUCUUACAAGGACUGUCCCACUGAGAUCAGUGAGGUGUACUGCUCAUGGCCUGCUUUUUUCAGAAUUUUCUUCCCCAUUUAUUUCAUACUGUUUUUGUUCAAAAUUUUGCUGUUGUGAGAGCAUGUAAACCUGUUUAAAAAAAACACUGAUGUUAAUGUAGAACUGUAUUACAUUCGCACAACUAUUUUUUUAAGGUUUUAAAAAAUGCAAAGCAAUGCUUGACUCCAAACUUGCUAUUCUGUCGUGAUUACAAAACUCCAUGUUCAAAGAUUCAUUUUCUUUUUUUUCCCCGUAGCAGUUUGGUUUUAAACAUAUGAUGCUUUCAAAAGAGUGGUCUGUGCUUGUCCUAAAAGAUUUUUUUGGUGGAACAGUUGUCUUAUUCACAUGUGGAAAUUGUUAAAUAUCUUAUUUAAAAAAAAAGUUGAUAAAUUACAUGUACAAUUAAAAUUCAAUGAUCUUUUGUAUUUUAUUUUUCAAAAUAAAUGCUUUAAAUGUGA